Messenger RNA from Perca fluviatilis (European perch), 1396 nucleotides. Its product is annotated as glutathione S-transferase omega-1-like. Gene Ontology annotation, cellular component: cytoplasm. The transcript has 6 exons. The record is from RefSeq and is a predicted model, not a curated record. Gene Ontology annotation, biological process: glutathione metabolic process. Gene Ontology annotation, molecular function: glutathione dehydrogenase (ascorbate) activity; glutathione transferase activity. Lineage: Eukaryota; Metazoa; Chordata; Actinopteri; Perciformes; Percidae. Bases 95 to 814 code for a protein of 239 amino acids.
AAUUCAACCGAAUUCAACCCAACCUGUCUCCUCGGUCAUUCACAAACCUUCUCCGUCCGUGCCAAGGCUGUUUUCAUUCACCACAAGUGUCAAAAUGUCUACUGAAAAGUGUUUUGCCAAAGGGAGUGCUGCACCCGGUCCAGUCCCCAACGGCUACAUCAGACUUUACAGCAUGAGAUUCUGCCCCUUCGCCCAGAGGACCAGAUUAGUGCUGAGUGCCAAAGGGAUCAAGCAUGACACCAUCAACAUCAACUUGAAAGACAAGCCUGACUGGUACCUUGAGAGGAAUCCCCUUGGUCUUGUCCCAACACUGGAGACACCUGCUGGUGAGGUGAUAUAUGAGUCUCCCAUCACCUGUGACUACCUGGAUGAAGUUUACCCUGAGAAGAAGCUGCUUCCUUCCUCUCCUUUUGGUAAAGCUCAACAGAAGAUGAUGCUGGAGCUAUUUUCCAAGAUAAUACCAUACUUCUACAAGAUCCCAAUGGAGAAAAGGAACGGCCAGGAUGUCUCAGGACUGGAAGCUGAACUGAAAGAGAAGCUUUCCCAAUUAAAUGACGACCUGGUUAACAAGAAGACCAAGUUCUUUGGUGGUGAUUCCAUCACGAUGAUUGACUACAUGAUGUGGCCGUGGUUUGAGAGGCUGGAGGCGUAUGGACUGAAACACUGCCUUGACAGCACACCCGAGCUGAAGAAGUGGACAGAGCGCAUGCUGGAUGACGCGGCUGUCAAAGCCACCAUGCACAGCGUGGACAACCACAAAGCCUUCUACAAGACUUACGUUGAGGGGAAACCCAACUAUGACUAUGGCUUGUAGAAAAGAAGUGAUCACUGGUGUUUUCAGUUAUUCUGGCUGAUUACCUUCUUUUCAGGUUGAUGGUGGGCUAGAGCUUUGAUGGGAACUUAUUAGGUCACAAAUUCUUUCUACCAAUAAGGAUGACAAAGGUGUCAUUUGUUUGUUUUCGCCCUAACAGGUGCGACAACACUAACAGUGGACUCAGGAAGAUGUCAAUCACUUAGUCUAACCACACCCACACAGUCCUGGAAAAGGUCCAAUCUGCCACAUUAACUAUCAACACCUUCAAAGGGUUCAUGGCCUUUAAACCGUCCCAUUUAUUCAUAUCCAUGUUUUUGGUCAUUGUUAUUCUGGAGUCAUGUCUUUUUUUCUAACUGAUGUAAUAUAUGGUAGCAAAUGAUACAAUUAAUGUUUUUUUAUUGAACAAUUAAGACUUAUUUUUUUAUUGAAGAAAAAAAUAUGAACCAUAAUAGGAAUGAGGUACAGUGAGGUAAAUAAGACUCAAGGUGUUUAAUGAUGUGGCACUUUUUCCUAAUACAAAAAAUUGUACAUGUAAUGACUCUUUUGACUGUUAUAAUAAACAUGUUUUCCCCCCAGGCUACA